Molecule: messenger RNA, 704 nt
Organism: Leptopilina boulardi
Lineage: Eukaryota; Metazoa; Arthropoda; Insecta; Hymenoptera; Figitidae
Exons: 2
Coding region: 105-494 (129 amino acids)
Biological process (GO): apoptotic process
Source: RefSeq, a predicted model, not a curated record
UUAUGCACAACAUGUUUAGUUAAAAAUAAUUAAAUAUUUGAAAUAUAGAACAGUUACAUUUUCUUGAGAAACAAUAAUUUUACUUUCUUUCAACAGCUGUGAAAAUGCCGCUCUUUAAAAUAAUCGAUGCUACUCCUACUAGAAAGGGUACAAUUCGAGCGUCUAAUUUAGAUGAAAUUAUAAAUCAAGCAAAAGAAAAAUUGAGUCUUCUUGUCGGCGAAAAUUAUAAGAUUGUAGAAGAAGAAGACGGAUCGGAAAUUUUUGACGCCGAAGACUUAUUAGAAAGAGCUGAGCAAUGUCUAGGAAAAAAAGAGAACUUAAAAUUAAUGAUAGUACCAACAAACGCGGAUUGGAAUCAAAAUGACAUUAUCAUGGACAACUUUGUGGAAGAAAAUAUUAGUAAGAAUGUGAAAAACAAUAGAAUAUUAUGCGAUACAAGUUCUAAAGGAUACAUCUCGUCGUACAGCAUAUUUAAUAGCUUCAAUGCUUGUUAAGAAUUAUCCGCAAUUGGCGGAUACUGUUAAAGGCACAAGAAUCGGUAAAGGACAUGAGUCUUUGGGAAUGCAAAUUUAUAACACAAUUAAUUGUCGAAAGGAUGUCAAGAGCAAAAAGAGGAAAGCAUCAGGUCCACAUCCGCUGUUUGAAAUGGAAGAACUGUCAGAAGAAAAUUCUAAAAUUUCACGGAGACAAGAUAACUAUGCAUG